Molecule: messenger RNA, 2526 nt
Organism: Penicillium verrucosum
Lineage: Eukaryota; Fungi; Ascomycota; Eurotiomycetes; Eurotiales; Aspergillaceae
Product: dolichyl-diphosphooligosaccharide--protein glycotransferase subunit OST1
Exons: 5
Coding region: 1-2526 (841 amino acids)
Cellular component (GO): membrane; oligosaccharyltransferase complex
Source: RefSeq, a predicted model, not a curated record
AUGGGGACCACGUAUCAUCAGCUUCGCAAGCUCCCCAAGGUUCAUCGACCAGACACAUUCACAACUUGGAUUCUUGAACCUUUUGAACCUUGGAGAAAUUGUGUCCUCCAGGUAUUCAUAAUGAGGUUUUUCACCGCCACGGUGCUUGGGCUGCUCGCGCCCAGCCUGUGCGCCGCAACCAACCUUACUACGUCUAGUCGAUUGGAUCUUCCGUCCGGCUUCAAACCACCGCAGGUUUUCAAAAACACAAAUCUGGUUCGGAAUACCAAUUUGGAAAAGAGCUAUGUGCGGGAAACAGUCAAUGUUGUUGUGGAGAAUGUCGACAAGAAGCCUCAGAACGACUACUACAUCCCCUUCUCUGCCGAGGUGUUUGACCGUAUUGGAGGCUUCGAAGUGAGGGAUAAGAAGACCCCCGAGAAAGGACGCUUCAAUGUGGACUACACUGAAGCUGUAUCAUCUGACGGCAACCAAUACUUCGUCAUUCAUCUUCCCGAGCCUCUGGCCCCGAAGUCGCAGAUUACCCUUGGAAUCUCGUACUCGGUGCUUUCCUCUCUCAGCCCGCUUCCCGCGACCAUUGGACAGGCGGACAAGCAAUACCUUACCUACUCCUUCUCUGCCUAUAUGCCAUCCGCCUACACGACCGAUACCCAGAAGACCAAGCUGAAAUUCCCCAGUACCAAUGUGCCGGAUUACACAACCACUGAUGGUCUCAAGUCCGGCUCGGACCCCGAGCGCAAGGGCGCGACAUACACUUACGGUCCGUAUGACACCGCCGAGGUGGCCCCGGGCACCGAGCACCCAAUUACCGUGCGCUACGAGUUCACUAAGCCCGUAAUCACCGUAAACCUUUUGGAGCGUGACCUGGAGGUCUCGCACUGGGGCGGCAACCUUGCAACCGAGGAACGGUACUGGCUCCGCAACAACGGCUCGGAGCUGACCAACCAGUUCUCGCGCGUCGAGUGGACUUACACCAACUACCAGAAAGCGCCUACUUCGGCGGUCCGUGAGCUGACAUAUCCGCUUCUUCCCGGCUCUGUCGACCCUUACUUCAUUGAUGAUAUCGGCAAUGUUUCGACCAGCCGCUACCGUCCAAGUGUUGGUAAGAGCGCUGGUAGUUUGGAGCUGAAGCCCCGUUACCCCAUCUUCGGAGGCUGGAACUACAGCUUCCGCAUUGGAUGGAACAACGACCUUGCUUCGUUCCUGCGCCGUGCCGCGGGUGUCGACUCCGACUCCUAUGUCCUCAAGGCCCCGCUCAUUGAGGGACCUAAGAUGGCUGAAGGUAUCCAGUAUGAGCGUGUGAUUGUGCGUGUUGUUCUCCCUGAAGGUGCUCACAAUGUCCGCUUCGAGAUCUUCGAUGGAGCCAACAGCAAUGGCCUUCCUGGGGCGAACCACAUUCACGCUCACGUGAGCUCUCUCAAGACUUACAUGGAUACCCUGGGCCGGACCACCUUGACCCUGGCGGUUGACAGUCUGACCGAUGAAGCGCGUGACUCCAAGUUCGUGGUUACAUACGAUUACUCCAUGAUUGACGCCCUACGCAAGCCUUUGACUAUCUUCGCGGGGCUGCUCACAGUCUUUGUCGCUGCCUGGGGCAUUGGAAAGAUUGAUAUCAGCAUCAAGAAGCGGAUCUCACCAAUCGACUUGUAUUUUCCUCACUCUCUUCUUAUUCCUUUUCUUAUUCCAUCAUCCUUCUUCCCUCACUCCCCGCGCAUUUUAUCCUCUGCAGCCAUGCUUCCUAUCGAUGAAUCGCCGAAAAAAUCGCGUCCACCCUCCGUGGACAACAACGUCACGCAAGACUCGCCGUCCAAAGUAAACCUGUCUCCCACCCGCAAUCCCCUCGGCCCAGUGGUGGUGUUCAUCGCCCGAGCCUCGAACCUGACCGACCACAGCUACCCAAACGCAACCAUGACCACCGCCCAAAUGCACGAAUACCUUCGUUCACUUCUGGUAAUCACCGUCGCGGAGCACCGCAAGCGAUUCGGGGUCCAAGGGCUCCGUCCCCACAAGAUGCAGACAAUCAUCCAACCCGCCCAUACCCGAAUUCCAACUCUCAGUCGAAUCGGCAAGUAUCUGAAAAUGGCUCUCGAAGAAGCCCGCUCGUCCAGGUCUGAAUGCAUCUUCGUCUUGCAUGGUUGGGAUGGCUGGACAACGGACAAGAUGACCAUCGCCGAACUAUGCGAGCCAUUCCGCGACGUCCCUUUUUCCUUCCAUGUUUAUGCCAACCGUGGCACACCUCGUGAGUUCUUUGAAGUUAACGGUCAUAAGGUGAAUGCGUACUUCAGACACACGAUUCUUGCUGAUGAUCCGGCUAUUGUUGGUGAUCGUUCCACCGCGCUUUUCAUUCGCAUGCUGGAGGUUCUGCCUACCUUGGGAUAUGCAAGGCAUUACCCUGUUCUUUCGGAUGUGGAAAGGGAUGCCCUUGCCAAGUACGAUGGGCGGAUUGCUGGGGUUUACGAGCACAAUGAACCCGGGGUCCCUCCAAAGCCUGAAGAUGCAAACCCCGACGCUCCAAGGUCCGGCGUUUAA